This is a messenger RNA of Mugil cephalus (flathead mullet), 3499 nucleotides long. It is a transcript of the gene kel, whose product is annotated as Kell metallo-endopeptidase (Kell blood group). The record is from RefSeq and is a predicted model, not a curated record. Gene Ontology annotation, molecular function: metalloendopeptidase activity. Gene Ontology annotation, biological process: protein processing. Gene Ontology annotation, cellular component: plasma membrane. The coding region runs from base 562 to 2955 and encodes 797 amino acids. NCBI's taxonomy places the organism in Eukaryota, Metazoa, Chordata, Actinopteri, Mugiliformes, Mugilidae. The transcript is spliced from 18 exons.
UGUCUCGGCUCUGGCUGGCCUCCAUGUGACAUCCAUAGUACGUGUUUUCUCCCAGGCUCUCAGUGAUGCGCUUCGCUGUGAAACCGUGACCUCUACGACGCCAUACUGCUCUAUCAGUUGUCCACAGCCAUGUGUUGCGCUGAUAAUGACGACAGUAGAUGUGUGCACAUGUGCACCUCCGUGCGUUCACUGGUUUCCAGGAAGAAGCUCUCGCCCUCAUUUAAUGCAGUUCAAAAGCAGUGUGUUGCUCUUAACUUACCAGUCUCAGACGACUGACGACGGUACAUGUCGCACACUUUAUGGUGCGUGUGUUAAGUUCCACAAACCCCAGAUUAUCUGCAUGCAAGUCCAAAAGGAGAACACUCAAUGAUCUGGAUUCUGGAGGGGAGAGUGAGACGUAGCCUGCAGAGUUGUUUUUUAUCAGUGUCAGAUGAGUAGAGAAGUGAGUGAUGGAAAGAGAUAGAGAGCCCAGAUGACAGCUGUUUGACGGAGCAGGAGGAUGUACACACGUGAGACGUAAGAGACAGAGGAUGCAACACGCUGGGAAAACACAGGGCAAGAAUGAGUGAAACGCCAAUAGAGCUUGCGCCUCCGCUAUCAGUCCAGCCGUUGUCACAGCCACAACCUGAGAAGGGCCUUCAGCCUCCACCUCUGCUUCAGCUGCCGCUCCCGACCCAAGAUCCCCAGCAGGUCCAGCAACAAAGCCAGCAACAGCCUGGGCAACAACAACAGCAAUUGUCAGAGUCUAACCUCGAGCACCAGCUCCAAGAGAAGCCAGUGUGGAUAAAACAUCAAAGGCGGCUUCUUCUCCUCCUGGGCAUCUCCUUAUGUGCUGCCAUGCUGGGACUAAUUUACUAUGUGCAUCACAGUCUGGGCACUGAGAGCAGCAACCAUGCAGGCCCUGUGACUCCAUGUCUUUCCCCCGCUUGUCAGUGGGCUUCUGCCCGUCUCUCCGCGUCCACUGAUCCCUUCACACAGCCCUGCGAUUACUUUUUGUUGGCAUGUGGAUCAGACAGACUUUCACCGGACAGCGGUGGGAGACAAAGAGGAAAGGGUAUCCCUGGACACCCACAACACCGCAUGGAAAAGUCUGAGUGGUCACAGAGAGGCGGACGCAACGAAAAGACAGAAAACACAAGGGAGGAUAAAACGCUGAACAGAAAAACUGUGCUGCUGCAGUAUCUCCGGGAGAUUUUAGAAACAAGUGACAACCAGAAUAGUUCAGCAGUGCAGAAUAUGAACGGAUUCUACAAUUCCUGCUUGGACACCAGAUCUAUAGAAACUGCUGGAGUCAAGCCCUUCCUCACACUCGUCCAAAAAUUGGGAGGUUGGGCAGUAUCUGGCCAAUGGAAUCAAACUGAUUUCAACUCCACCCUGAGCUUACUGAUGAGAGACUACGCCACCUUUCCCUUCUUCAAUCUCUAUGUGGGCAAAGACCCAAACCAAACUGCCCACGGGACAAACAAAAGAUACAUACAGAUCGACCAGCCAGAUCUUUUGAUCCCAAUUCAGUGGAACAGCAAAACACAGAAGUCUGAAGCUACAACUGAGACUCUGCGUCCCUUCCUGGCAUCGUGUGACAGGUACCUGGCUCUGCUGGGAGCCCGGCAGAGCAGCAGGAUGAUCCAUGUGGGCCUGUUCAUCUCUCUGUCCUCUGAGCUUGCCGUAGCAGCUUCGCCUCUGCAGCACCGCCUGUUGAAAGGCCUUCUCCAUCAGCGUAUAACCAUCAAAGAACUACAGAAACAAGCCCCGGCCAUUGAUUGGCUGGGCUGCCUGAAGGCCACUUUCCAUCCACUGUCCCUCACCGAAGACGAUCACGUCUUUCUGCAUAACCUACCCUACAUCGUGCAAAUGUCCCGCAUCAUUAACAAAUGGCUGAACAAGCACGAACAGACCACCAGCGGAACCCUUCACACUUACAUGAUAUUAAAUCUGCUGCACACCCUGAUGCCUGCCAUGGACUCCAGAUUUUCUGAAACAGCAAAGAAUUUCUCUGUGGCUUUGGGCAACACUGAAGGGGAAGUUCCUCGCUGGAAACACUGCGUGCUGGAGACCGAGAGAGGAUUUGACUCGGUGCUCACACACCUUCUGAGAGAGAGGACAGCUCACACAGAGGCAGAGAAGAUGAUUCAAAAUAUCUUCUCCUCCUUCAAGUCCAUGUUGCAUGAACUCGAGUGGACAGAUCAGGAGUAUUUUCAGCAAGUCAUGGAAAAGGUUGAGUCUUUGAUCCCAAGACUGUGGACAAGAAGCAAGAUCUCCAGUGAAGCUGAGCUUGACCUGCCUUUUUCCAAGGUGACAGUCAGUGCACAAAGCUUCUUCUCCAACUACGUCCAUCUCCUGUCUCUGUGGCAAAAGAGACGCAAUAAGCUCCUGACUGCGCAGACCGAGGCUGCUGAUAUUCUCUCCGUCACACCAGUUCUUCUUGGUAAUGAGCUCCUCUUUCCUAUGGGAAUGUUUGUCCCUGCUCUUUUCCAUCCCAUCUAUCCCAGAGCCAUGAAUUUUGGUGCAGCGGGUUUCCUUAUCGCCAAAGAUAUCCUCCAUCUACUCGUGCCUGAGAUUUACUCCCACAGUGAGACGGUGCGGGCUGUGGGGGAAUGCGUGUGGGCUCACUACCUCACCGUGAAUGAAAAAGCGGGCAGAGGUGGAGCGUUUUCGCUGUCGGCGGCGCAGCAGCAGGAGGUGUGGGUGCAGUAUUCUGCACUGCAGGUGGCGCUGCAGGCUUAUCAUCAGAGUCUACAGCAGCGCCCCGGUGACACGUCCCUCUCUGGGAUGUCACACACUCAUCUGUUUCUGACAUCGUUUUCUCAGGUUAACUGUGACUCUGACCCAUACCGUGAACUCAUGCCCUUGGAGCCCUCCUUCUUGAUCGCGGUCUUUUGUGCCAAAUCCAGCCUGUGUCCUACAAGCCUACAGUGCUCCAUUAAGACUCAGCACAAUCCAUCACAAAUAUGCUGAGUAGUCUCCUCUAACGACAAGCAGGACUUCAUUUAUUACAACUAUUCUGUGGAUGGAGAUGUUGGUAAACUGUUGUUUACAUAAGAGUACUUACAGUAUGUAACAUGGAAAAUACACUUUUUCUUUUAGCCUUAGUUGUUGUUAAUAUGUAUCUGAAUGUUGCAGUACUUGCACAAGCUGUUUAGUAUUUAUUUAAAUAAAAACUUUUGUAACUAUUUUCAUGUUUCCUUUUCAGAGGUGGUGGACGUACUUAGCAUGAAAACAGCAGUCUUAAAAUAAUCUACCUCCCUGUAAAAUGUCCUUUGUGACUAAUGUAUAUAUAUACAUAUAAAAACAUAAUCAGCUUUCUUGAUGAAUGUCACAAAACUAUCACAAAACAUCUUGGAUCAGACCAUUUAUGUAAGAAAUAUAAAGCUGUGCUACAAAAAUAUGUUUCAUAAUUUUCUAUAGGCUUUGUUCUCGUCUAUGAUUUUUGUGUGUGAAAUAACACUACUUUGGGCCUCAAACUUUGAUGGAAAUAAAAUCAUUUGGAAACUUUGUUGAA